Messenger RNA from Malaya genurostris, 1304 nucleotides. RefSeq lists its product as uncharacterized. Bases 154 to 1173 code for a protein of 339 amino acids. The record is from RefSeq and is a predicted model, not a curated record. The transcript has 3 exons. NCBI's taxonomy places the organism in Eukaryota, Metazoa, Arthropoda, Insecta, Diptera, Culicidae.
GUUUAGUUGAAAGUAAAACGCUCCAAAUUUUACUUUCACUUGCUCCUAACACAAGUACGAUAUCAGAAGCCAGCAUGCAUUAACAGUAUAUCAAUAACUUCGGUUCGAUGAAAACGUGUGGUUUGCAGGAUCCUGCCUUCGAACAACUUUGUCAUGCACCCGCUUUACCAGAUGCUGCGUUUCAUUCUGUUUGUUCUUUUGCUUCGGCUUCGUAUGUCCCACGCUCACGAUGUUCGACCGAUUGAUCAGGACAAAGCCCCACUCAGAAUGGUGGCGACCGAAGAGGUGGACUCGCGAGAGGUGGAAGAAGCGCUGACCAAGCUGCACUUUGCUCUGCUGGUGGAGUCACGUCAACAAGAAGGAGAAUCCCUGAAUGAUACCAGCAUCGGUGGUGAUCUGAACCGUCAAAAGUUCGCGGAACUUGUGACAAAAAUCAACGACGAAGCGAAUCUGCUCAGAAGUCAAGCAUUGAUUCUAUCAAAGGCGUACCAAGUGCUACUGGUCAAAUAUAAGGAUGCAACAAAACAACUGAAGAACUGUUCGCGGAGCAGCAAUGAAAAUGAUUCUACUACACAAGGGAACAACGUUGCCUUCAAAUCUAUAUCCGAGUAUGGAAUCGAAUCAACUUCUCCAUGUCCCAUCUUAGAAGGUACCAGCAAAAGAAAACCAGCGGCAUGCAUCUGCAAUUGUCGAUUCCCGUCAACUUCUCCAGCGGGACAUUCGGAAUCGAAUGCCGUGGGGAAUACUUACUAUUACUACAAUACCUACUACACCCCGGAAAGCGUCGGUUCUUCCUCUAACAACGGUCAGCCCAACGUAGAACCUCCUUACUCUUUCGGUUUACAACCGGCAGCAUAUCCAACACCGAAUGAAAUCAAUGAUUCCGAUGACCCUGCUGACGCACCGAUCAGGAAUCGUCCUGGCUCACAUUCGGCAUACGAUGCGUUGCAGGAUCUGGAGCAACAUUUGGACCAGAAAAUCGAACGAUGGAAACGAACGUUUUUCGAUCGCCAUGAACGACGCAGACUGGAAAAGUUGUACACGCCGGAACAGAUUCGAUCUAUGUUCACACAAUGGCAACGGGAACAGGGACACGGUAAAGCCGCUGAAACUUUUUCGGACGAUGGUUGGCAAGAAAGGGGAGUUUCGAGGAACGUGCUGCCAAACGAAUAGAGAGCUUUGUACACUUCAUGUUGAGUCACAAUGACUCUGGAACACAUUGCGUAGUUGCUAGUAUUUAUUUGUAUGAGGUCAAAUUGAGUGAAGUGUAAAUAUACUUAGUGUUAGUAGUUGGAUGAGUUUUA